UGUGGCGUGGAUGAUAUGACAAAACUUUCUUAUCUGCAUGAACCAGGAGUAUUGCAGAAUUUGCGGAGUCGAUAUGACAUGAAUGAAAUUUAUACUUACACUGGGAGUAUCUUGAUUGCCGUGAACCCCUUCAAGCGGUUACCCCAUUUAUAUGCUAAAAGUGUGAUGGAACAGUACAAAGGAAUUGCACUUGGGGAGCUGCCCCCUCAUCCUUUUGCUAUUGCUGAUGCUGCUUACAGGCAGAUGAUUCAUGAGGGGAUAAGCCAGUCAAUUUUGGUAAGUGGAGAGAGUGGAGCGGGCAAGACAGAAAGCACAAAAAUGCUUAUGCAAUAUCUUGCAUAUAUGGGAGGACGAGCUGCAGCUGAGGGAAGGAGUGUGGAGCAGCAAGUCCUUGAGUCAAAUCCAGUUUUGGAAGCCUUUGGUAAUGCUAAGACAGUCAGAAACAACAACUCAAGUCGUUUCGGUAAGUUUGUAGAGCUCCAGUUUGAUAAAAGAGGGAGGAUAUCUGGUGCCGCCAUCAAAACAUAUCUGCUGGAACGAUCCCGUGUUUGUCAAGUUUCUGAUCCUGAGAGAAAUUACCACUGCUUCUAUUUGCUUUGUGCUGCACCACUGCAGGAUGUUGAAAAAUAUAAAGUAGGGAAUCCAAGGUCAUUUCAUUAUCUGAACCAAUCAAAUUUUUUUGAACUAGCUGGAGUGGAUGAGUCAGAGGAAUACCUGGCAACGAGGAGGGCCAUGGAUGUUGUUGGGAUAAGUCACGAUGAACAGGAUGCUAUUUUUAGAGUAGUGGCUGCAAUACUUCACUUGGGAAACAUUGAAUUUGCAAAAGGAACAGAAACUGAUGCUUCAGAACCUAAGGAUGAUAAGUCUCGGUUCCAUCUAAACAUUGCAGCUGAACUAUUCAUGUGUGAUGAGAAGUCCCUUGAGGACUCCAUGUGCAAACGUGUCAUGUUUACUCGUGAUGAGACCAUUACAAAGUCCCUUGAUCCAGAAGCUGCAGCUCUCAGUAGAGAUGCUUUAGCCAAGAUAGUUUACUCAAGAUUGUUUGAUUGGAUAGUGAACAAGAUCAAUAACUCUAUUGGCCAAGAUCCCGAUUCAACUCUCUCAAUUGGUGUUCUAGAUAUUUAUGGAUUUGAGAGUUUCAAGACAAACAGUUUUGAGCAAUUCUGCAUUAAUUUGACCAACGAAAAAUUGCAGCAACAUUUCAACCAGCAUGUUUUCAAGAUGGAGCAAGAAGAGUAUACCAAGGAGGAAAUUGACUGGAGUUACAUAGAGUUCAUUGAUAACCAAGAUAUUCUUGAUCUUAUAGAAAAGAAACCUGGGGGGAUCAUUGCUCUUCUUGAUGAGGCUUGUAUGUUCCCAAGAUCAACACAUGAGACCUUCGCUGAAAAGCUAUAUCAGACAUUUAAAGAUCAUAAGCGGUUCAGCAAGCCAAAGUUGUCUCGGACUGAUUUUACUGUUUGCCACUACGCUGGUGAUGUCACGUACCAAACUGAGUUCUUCUUGGAUAAGAACAAGGAUUAUGUAGUUCCAGAGCACCAAGCAACACUUAUUGCUUCAAGGUGCCACUUCGUUUCUGGCUUGUUUCCACCUUUACCUGAAGAUUCUUCUAAACAGACCAAGUUCUCCUCUAUUGGUGCUCGAUUUAAACAACAAUUGCAAUCAUUGCUUGAGACACUUAAUGCCACAGAGCCUCAUUACGUUCGUUGCGUGAAGCCAAAUAAUCUUUUGAAGCCAGAAAUUUUUGAGAAUCAAAAUGUACUCCAGCAGCUUCGUUGUGGGGGAGUUCUGGAGGCUAUUCGGAUCAGUUGUGCCGGCUUUCCUACUCGAAAACCAUUUGAUGAAUUCUUAAGUCGGUUUAAGGUCCUUGCUCCUGAAGUUCUAAGCGGAAGAAUUGAUGAGGUUGCUGCUUGCGGAAGACUUUUAGAGAAAUCUGGCCUCAAAGGUUAUCAGGUUGGUAAAACAAAAGUGUUUCUAAGAGCUGGUCAAAUGGCAGAACUAGACACUCGCCGAAAUGAGGUCCUUGGCAGGUCUGCUAUCAUAAUCCAGGGAAAAGUUCGCUCAUACUUUGCUCGAAAAAAGUUUGUGUUGUUACGAGUUUCGGCAAUCCAAGUCCAAGCUGUUUGUAGGGGCCAGAUUGAACGGGCUCUCUAUGAGUGCAUGAGGAGGGAAGCUGCCUGUCUGAGGAUCCAAAAAGAUGCACGCAAGUACAUUGCAAGGAGAUCUUAUGGAUUGCUGUGUGUCUCAGCUGUUUCCAUUCAAGCAGGACUGCGUGGCAUGGCUUCUCGAAAUGAGCUUCAAUUCAGAAAGCAAAAAACUGCAGCUAUCUUUAUCCAGAGUGAUUGGCGGAGAUACUUGAAACACCGGCAUUAUAGGAGGAUGAAGAAAGCAGCAGUUGUGUUGCAAUGUGCCUGGAGAGCUAAAAUGGCCCAUAAAGAACUGCGGAAGCUUAAGAUGGCAGCGAAAGAAACUGGAGCUCUCCAAGACGCCAAAAGCAAGCUGGAAAAGGAAGUUGAAGAGCUGACACAGAGACUAGAGGUGGAGAAGCGCAUGAGGGACAAUCUUGAGAAAGCUAAAACCCAGGAAACAAUGAAAUUACAGUCUGCAUUGGAAGAGAUGAGGCUUCAGCUUCAAGAAACUAAAGAGCUGCUCAAGAAGGAACGUGAGGCUGCCACAAAGAUCGUGGAACAAGAAUCUGUUAUACAAGAGGUCCAGGUUAUAGAUCAGGUGCAGGUCAACAAGCUUACAGCUGAAACUGAGCAGCUUAAGGUUCUUGUUAACUCAUUGGAAAAGAAAAUUGAUGAAACAGAGAAAAAAUAUGAGGAAACAAGCAAAAUAAGUGAGGAGCGAUUGAAGCAAGCGCUGGAUGCGGAGGCUAAGAUAAUCGAGUUGAAGCUUACAAUGCAAAGGCUUGAAGAGAAACUUUCCGAUAUAGAAGACCAGCAGAUUCUUCGGCAGCAAGCGUUACAUUUACCUACUGGAAGAACUUCAAGCCGUUUCACCCCUUCUGAAAACGGUCAUCAUGAACCACUGGCUGCAGUACCAUCAAGAAGGUUUGGUACCGAUUCUAUGAGAAGAUCCAAUGCUGGAGCACAAGGAAAAUGGUUUGGUACGGAUGUGGAUAUCCUAAUCAAAUGUGUCGGGCAAGAUCUAGGGUUCAGCGAAGGGAAACCAGUGGCAGCAUUUACCAUAUACAAAUGCCUACUUCAUUGGAAUUCCUUUGAAGCAGAAAAAACUAACGUAUUUGAUCGUCUUAUUCAUAUGAUUGGUUCUGCGAUAGAGGACGAGACAAACAAUAAUCACAUGGCUUAUUGGCUGUCCAACAGUGCAACAUUGCUGUUUUUACUUCAGCAUACACUGAAAACUACUGAUUCAGCUCCAAGUAAACCGCCCCAACCAACAUCAUUUUUUGGUAGAAUGGCGCAGAGUUUCCGGUCUUCUUCUGUCAACCUUGCAAUUGGUGGUCUCGACACUGUACGUAAGGUUGAAGCAAAGCAGCCAGCUUUACUUUUUAAGCUACAGCUCAGUGCUUAUGUCGAAAAAAUUUAUGGAAUUGUUCGAGAUAACUGGAAAAAGGACUUGUCUUCACUACUGACUUCAUGUAUCCAGGCAUCUCAAGUAUCAAAAGGCGGCUCCUUGCAAUCACCACGGAAGUCCGUUGAUGGUCCUUCCUCACCCACUCCCUGGGAUGGCGUAAUUGAGAGCCUAAAUGGGCUUGUCAGUACACUGAAAGAAAAUUAUGUUCAUCCAGUUUUCGUCCAGAGAAUUCUAAACCAGAUAUUCUCUUACAUAAAUGUUCAGCUUUUCAAUAGCCUUCUCCUUCAAAGAGAGUGUUGUACAUUCAGCAACGGGGAGUAUGUAAAAGCUGGAUUGCAAGAAAUAGAACUUUGGUGCGGCAAUAUAAAAGAAGAGUACGUUGGUUCUUCUUUGGAUGAAUUAAAGCAUGCGAGGCAGGCUGUAGGAUUUUUGGUUAUUAAUCAGAAGUCAAGACUUACAUCUGAAGAUCUAACAACUGAUCUCUGUCCCAUUCUGAGUAGUCAACAGUUGUAUCGGAUAUGUACACUUUACUGGGAUGAAGAUUUUAAUACUCAAGGUGUAUCCCAAGAGGUCAUUUCCAGUUUUAAGGAUCAAGAAAACCAAGACGCUAAUGAUUCAAAUGCAAAUGAUGCAGAUAACAACUUUACAUUGGAUGAUAAUUCGAGCAUCCCAAUCUCUGUUGAGGAGAUUAACAGUUCCCUCAAGGACGUUGAUUUUACCGGUGUAAAACCUGCAAAUGAACUGCUUGAAAAUGCAGCCUUCCAAUUUUUACGCGAAUAAGGCUGAGGUUUAUCUAGCAUGAAGUGCAUGUUUUGUUGGAAGCACGUUGUCCAAGUUUCCACACCAUGAAUAUCAACUAUUGUACAUCCAUCAACCCAUUCAUUUUCCCUCCGGAUGCAUCUUUUCGUUAUACUGUAAUAUCCAAUGCCCCUUGUAAAGUUGCUCAAAUGUAGUCUUCGUGUAAAAUUGUAGGUCUAGUUUAGAUAGGAGAUUAGGGGGGCAAAAGGGAGGAAGUUUUCCAAUUUAGAGCUUGUUCCAUUUAGUCUUUUGUCAUUCAUUUUUGUCCACUUUUAGAGUUGUCAUUAGCUAGAUUCUUUGUAACAAGGACUAAUUGGAGUACAAUAUUAUUGUAAGUUCAAAAAUGGCCAAUUCAGUGCCCCCUGAG
Molecule: messenger RNA, 4699 nt
Organism: Solanum dulcamara
Lineage: Eukaryota; Viridiplantae; Streptophyta; Magnoliopsida; Solanales; Solanaceae
Product: myosin-6-like
Exons: 38
Coding region: 16-4314 (1432 amino acids)
Biological process (GO): vesicle transport along actin filament; actin filament organization
Cellular component (GO): vesicle; cytoplasm; myosin complex
Molecular function (GO): microfilament motor activity; ATP binding; actin filament binding
Source: RefSeq, a predicted model, not a curated record